AACAGCUGGCAUUCAGCCUAUUUGUCCUCGAUAUCAUCUGGAGUGCUUGAUAUCCUUACAAACAUGAAUACACAUGCUGAAAAUAAUUCACCCUGUUGAUCAAAUAAAUUCAUCUUUACACAUUUCCGAAAGAGACGCUUGCACCCACACACACCCACCCACACACCCCUCCACUCAGAAUAAAUGUAGGAGGGGUUUGCUUGCGGUGCAGGAAAUGAUAAGUGUGUGUCUGGGUACUGGCUGUGGCCUCGUCGGCCGUAGCUGACGCAACAGAGAAAUGCAUCUAAUACUUGUUGAGUUUCAUUCUCUGGCUGACCUGACACCUGGCUCUGGAGUCACACAGGGGACCAACGGCCCUCCUGAAACACCACUGAUGACUGAGAGUUAAGAGCCCUUCCAUCUGAUUUACACUUCCUGUUACUAACCAUCAUGUCGUGGUCGGAGGGUGUGAACUCCACUCUGAACCUUGACCCCAACACCUCCUCCUCCCUGGUCUGCACCAACCUGUACGACCACCGCCCCGUCGCCCGCGUCCUCAUGUCACUCCACUACAGCCUGGUCUUCACGCUCGGCCUCCUAGGUAACGCCCUGGCACUGCACGUCAUCAGACCCAACCUGGCCCAGAUCAACUCUACCACGCUCUACUCUGCCAACCUGGCCGCCUCCGACGUCCUCUUCACUCUGGCCCUGCCUCUGAGGAUAGCCUACUACGCCCUAGGUUUCCACUGGCCCCUGGGGGAGACCCUGUGUCGGGUCACCGCCCUUCUGUUCUACGUCAACACCUACGCAGGGGUCAAUUUCAUGACCUGCCUGGCCGUAGACCGCUUCGUAGCCGUGGUUCUCCCUCUACGUUACACCAGGCUCUGCCGGGCCAGGACCAUCCGCUACGUCUGCGUAGGGGUGUGGGUUCUAGUCCUGGUCCAGACGUUACCCCUCCUCUCCGUGACCAUGACCCGGGCCGAGCCGGACGGGACCACCACCUGCAUGGAGUACCCCAACUUUGAGAACGGGGCCGUGGAGGGACUCCCCUACGUCCUCAUUGGAGCCGUCGUCAUGGGAUACGCCGUUCCCGUUGCAACCAUCCUGUGUUGCUACUUGGUGUUGCUUUGGAAGCUGCGGUUGGUGACGAGAAGUAGAGUCGGUGGGCGAGGUCACAGGUCAUCGAGGAGCCAGAAGGCGACGGGGGUGAUAGCAGGGGUAGUGUUGGUGUUUGUAGUGUGUUUCAGUCCCUAUCACAUCAACAUCCUGCAGUAUAUGAUCCGAAAGCUGAGAUACACACCAGACUGUACCGAGCUCCAGGCCUUUCAGAUGUCUCUACACUUCACUGUGUGUCUCAUGAACUUCAACUGCUGCCUGGACCCAUUUGUCUACUUCUUUGCCUGUAAGGGUUACAAGAGGAGGGUGAUGAAGAUGUUGAGGGUUCAGGUCAGCGUCUCUUUCUGGUCCGAACCGGGGAGGACACCCCCUUCAAACGGGGGGGGGACCCGGGACGGGAGGAGCAGGCUGGGUAGCCACACAGCUUGUCCUGUUGCUUUAGAUGAUCUUACAAAGACCAUUCCUGGGCCAGAGACCGAGACAGGACCCAGAGACUGAGACAGGACCCAGAGACCGAGACAGGACCCAGAGACCGAGACAGGACCCAGAGACCGAGACAGGACCCAGAGACCGAGACAGGACCCAGAGACCGAGACAGGACCCAGAGACCGAGACAGGACCCAGAGACCGAGACAGGACCCAGAGACCGAGACAGGAGUCACGUCCAACCAACUACCCCUGAUACAGGAGUCACAUCCAACCAACUACCCCUGAUACAGGAGUCACGUCCAACCAACUACCCCUGAUACAGGAGUCACGUCCAACCAACUACCCCUGAGGCAGGAGUCACGUCCAACCAACUACCCCUGAUACAGGAGUCACGUCCAACCAACUACCCCUGAUACAGGAGUCACGUCCAACCAACUACCCCUGAGGCAGGAGUCACAUCCAACCAACUACCCCUGAUACAGGAGUCACGUCCAACCAACUACCCCUGAUACAGGAGUCACGUCCAACCAACUACCCCUGAUACAGGAGUCACGUCCAACCAACUACCCCUGAUACAGGAGUCACGUCCAACCAACUACCCCUGAGGCAGGAGUCACAUCCAACCAACUACCCCUGAGGCAGGAGUCACGUCCAACCAACUACCCCUGAGGCAGGAGUCACGUCCAACCAACUACCCCUGAGACAGGAGUCACGUCCAACCAACUACCCCUGAUACAGGAGUCACAUCCAACCAACUACCCCUGAUACAGGAGUCACAUCCAACCAACUACCCCUGAGGCAGGAGUCACAUCCAACCAACUACCCCUGAUACAGGAGUCACAUCCAGCCAACUACCCCUGAUACAGGAGCCACAUCUGGCUGAGUAGCCCCAGAGCCUGUCCUGGUCCUUGAGAUGACCACUACUAGGCCAUAGAGACACAGAACCACUAGGUCUAGACCACUACUAGGCCAUAGAGACACAGAACCACUAGUCUAGACCACUACUAGGCCAUAGAGACACAGAACCACCAGUCUAGACCACUACUAGGCCAUAGAGACACAGAACCACCAGUCUAGACCACUACUAGGCCAUAGAGACACAGAACCACUAGUCUAGACCACUACUAGGCCAUAGAGACACAGAACCACCAGUCUAGACCACUACUAGGCCAUAGAGACACAGAACCACCAGUCUAGACCACUACUAGGCCAUAGAGACACAGAACCACCAGUCUAGACCACUACUAGGCCAUAGAGACACAGAACCACCAGUCUAGACCACUACUAGGCCAUAGAGACACAGAACCACCAGUCUAGACCACUACUAGGCCAUAGAGACACAGAACCACUAGUCUAGACCACUACUAGGCCAUAGAGACACAGAACCACUAGUCUAGACCACUACUAGGCCAUAGAGACACAGAACCACUAGUCUAGACCACUACUAGGCCAUAGAGACACAGAACCACUAGUCUAGACCACUACUAGGCCAUAGAGACACAGAACCACUAGUCUAGACCAGUACUAGGCCAUAGAGACACAGAACCACUAGUCUAGACCACUACUAGGCCAUAGAGACACAGAACCACUAGUCUAGACCACUACUAGGCCAUAGAGACACAGAACCACCAGUCUAGACCACUACUAGGCCAUAGAGACACAGAACCACCAGUCUAGACCACUACUAGGCCAUAGAGACACAGAACCACCAGUCUAGACCACUACUAGGCCAUAGAGACACAGAACCACCAGUCUAGACCACUACUAGGCCAUAGAGACACAGAACCACUAGUCUAGACCACUACUAGGCCAUAGAGACACAGAACCACUAGUCUAGACCACUACUAGGCCAUAGAGACACAGAACCACUAGUCUAGACCACUACUAGGCCAUAGAGACACAGAACCACCAGUCUAGACCACUACUAGGCCAUAGAGACACAGAACCACCAGUCUAGACCACUACUAGGCCAUAGAGACACAGAACCACCAGUCUAGACCACUACUAGGCCAUAGAGACACACGUAUUUGUCCUGGGUUGUAUUCACACCAAACGGAAGAAAAAGGAACUGAAACAGAAAGGGACGACCUGAACUUGUCCAAUAAGAAAUGCUUGUUUUCAUUUGACUUCCUUGCUCACUCUGCUAUUUCAAAACGAAUGUGAAAAAGAUGGAAAUCGAGGUCCCAUAAACACAAGAAAACAGCAGCGCCUUUACAAGGUUCCAGAACUAAACAGAGCCUUUACAAGGUUCCAGAACUAAACAGAGCCUUUACAAGGUUCCAGAACUAAACAGAGCCUUUACAAGGUUCCAGAACUAAAAGGGCCUCCUAAAGCACAGGAUGCUGUAUGCAGAGAUACAAUCCUACCUUUACAAGGUUCCAGAACUAAACAGAGCCUUUACAAGGUUCCAGAACUAAAAGGGCCUCCUACAGAACAGGAUGCUGUAUGUAGAGAUACAAUCCUACCUUUACAAGGUUCCAGAACUAAACAGAGCCUUUACAAGGUUCCAGAACUAAAAGGGCCUCCUACAGAACAGGAUGCUGUAUGUAGAGAUACAAUCCUACCUUUACUGAUUCACCUCGAACAUUUCUGUCACAUCGAUCUUUGUACAGAUAUUUAUGCUUUUCAGAAUUAAAAUGGUUUCACUUCCCAAUA
Oncorhynchus gorbuscha (pink salmon) is the source of this 4179-nucleotide messenger RNA. Its product is annotated as G-protein coupled receptor 183-like. The coding region runs from base 430 to 1593 and encodes 387 amino acids. Gene Ontology annotation, molecular function: G protein-coupled receptor activity; oxysterol binding. Gene Ontology annotation, biological process: G protein-coupled receptor signaling pathway. The transcript has 4 exons. NCBI's taxonomy places the organism in Eukaryota, Metazoa, Chordata, Actinopteri, Salmoniformes, Salmonidae. The record is from RefSeq and is a predicted model, not a curated record. Gene Ontology annotation, cellular component: membrane.